AUGGAAGUAAAGGCAGACGAAAAGAAGAAGAAGGAGAACAAGAAGAAGAAGAGGAAGCAGCAGUUUGACUACGUCAUUAACGUGCACCGUGACGUCAGCAUACGCGCCGCUGUGUUUUCUAACGCCGGGCUGCUGCCACCGAAUCCGUCUGUUGCAAACGCGAAUAUUUUAAAGUUCCAACGAUGCACAGCUGAAAACAUGCCAAAGUCUGUGAAAAAGGCCGGCACCACGCAGACUUCCAUUAGCAGCUACUUCGGGGGGCUGAGCAGCAGAAAGCCCGCGGAGCGCCAGCAUUCCAGAGGCAAACAGAAACUGUCCCCUGUUGAUAAUACAUUGUUGCCUCCAAAAAGAGCCAAACUAUCUCUGAACGACCAGGAGCAUGAGGGUCUGGAGGUUGACCCAACACCCUGUCAGAGGGUCAGCGAGACCAGCCCCCCGUCGUGCCGAGGAGGAGCAGGAGGAACCCUCAGCUCCUCCACACUGGAGAAGCUGAAAGGCUUCAGCUGCGUGGCUGAGCACAAUGUCCAGCACGGUGAUGUCCACGAGGACACGGAGACAGAUGGCGUAAGCAGUAAAGUCUGUGACCAGAGAUACGGCGCUUUGCCUCCAUCUGGAGUUCCACACCAACACAAAUCUCCAGACAAAAUAAGUCACUCAGAGGAGAAGCGUGAGGAUGGAAAGACAGUCACCAAAGAGACGGAAGAUGUAGGACAAGCUAAUAAGAUACAGGUGCCCAGUUUGUCUCAGUUUGCCAAGCCAGCAGGAGUGGUGGGAAGGGGGGGGGAGCCGAGUCCCCCAUCAGACUCCAGCAAUCCCUCCAGACGCUCGAAGAGCGUUUACACUCCACUGGAGCAGCAGGUCAUCCAGCUCAAACAGCAGCAUAAGGACGCCUUGUUGGCCAUCGAGUGUGGCUACAAGUACAGGUUCUUUGGAGAGGAUGCAGAGGUCGCUGCAAAGGAGCUUAAUAUAUUCUGUCACCUGGAUCAUAACUUCAUGACUUGCAGCAUUCCCACACACCGCCUGUUUGUUCAUGUCAGGCGUUUAGUUUCUCAUGGACACAAGGUCGGUGUGGUUAAGCAGACGGAGACAUCAGCGAUCAAGGCUUCAGGGGCCAAUAGAAACUCUCUGUUCACUCGUCAGCUCAGUGCCCUGUACACCAAGUCCACUCUGGUGGGGGAGGGUAUCCUUACGGACGAUGUGAACCCAGUUUGCAGACUUGAGGAUGUGGAGGAGGGGGGCUGUGGCGACGUGGUGGCCGACCCUCCCGACAGCUACCUGCUGUGCAUCAGUGAGAGCUGGGACAAGCAGAGGAAGCAGCUCACUGUGGGGCUUGUGGCGGUUCAGCCCAGCACUGGAGACGUGCUGCUGGACUGCUUCCCUGAAGGUCCUACCCGCGCCGAGUUAGAGAGCCGCAUCCUAAAGAUCAACCCUGUGGAGAUUGUGGUGCCCUCUGACCUCUCAGAACAAACUCACAGACUCCUGCUCAGCAUCUGUAAUGCAAGCGCUCAAGCGGACGACCGGGUGAGAGUUGAGCGGAGGGACAGCGCUCAGUUCGAGUUUGCCUCCGCAAUGAACACCGUCACCGAAUUCUACUGCUCCUCUCAGGAGAAAGAUUCGCGCUCUCUAGCGAGCGUCACGUCCUUUGAGAGCCCGGUGAUCUGUUGUCUGGGGCCGCUCAUCCAAUACCUCCAAGAUUUUACCCUGGAGCGCGUUCUGAGAAGCGAGAGCUCAUUCCGGCUUCUGUCUUGUGAGUCAGAAGGUAUGACCCUCAACGCUGCCACUCUCAGGAACCUGGAAAUACUCAAAAAUCAGACAGAUGGACAUUUGAAGGGAAGUCUGCUGUGGGUGCUGGACCACACUCUCACUCCGUUUGGAAGGAGACUGAUGAGGAAGUGGGUGAGCCAGCCUCUCACAGACCUGCAGUCUAUCUCUGAGAGACAGGACGCUGUGCAGGAAAUCAUGGACUCUGGCUGUCUCACUUUAAGCUCCAUCAGAUCUCUGCUGUCACAUCUGCCCGAUCUGGAGAGAGGCAUCUGCAGUAUAUACCACAAAAAGUCCUCCACACAGGAAUUUUACCUCAUUAGUAGCAGUCUCUCUCGCCUGGGGCUGGAACUACAGGCUCUCCUCCCAGCCAUUCGGUCACAGAUCAGCUCAGUGCUGCUACGGAGCCUCUUACUUGACACCCCUGACCUGCUGGCUCCAGCCCACAGCUUCCUCAAAGUGCUUAACGAAAAGGCAGCCAAGUUGGGGAACAAGACGGAGCUCUUCUCCGAUCUGUCUGGUUUUCCGGUGCUACAGGAAAGAACAAAGGAGAUCCAGACUGUGCUUUGUGAGAUUCAGGAGCACCGCAAAGACAUCCGACUAACGCUGAAGGCCCCAGCGCUCGACUACACAACCGUCUCAGGGCUAGAGUUUUUGAUUGAGGUGAAGAACUCGCUGUCAUCCAUUGUUCCACAUGACUGGGUCAAAGUCAGCAGCACAAAGGCUGUUGGCAGGUAUCACUCCCCUUUUCUGGUGGAGCGCUACAAGAAGCUGCAGCAGCUUCGGGAGCAGCUGCUGCUGGACUGCCAGAGGGAGUGGACCAAUUUUCUGGAUCAGUUUGGGGAACAUUACCACACCAUGAAAAAGGCUAUUAGUCACCUAGCAACCAUGGACUGUCUCUUUUCAUUGGCUGAGGUGGCUAAACAGGGAGAGUAUUGCAGACCAGAAGUGUGUGAAAAUCGACACCAGAUAAUGAUCAGGGAUGGCAGACAUCCAGCAAUAGAUUUGCUGAUGGGCGAACAGAACCAGUAUGUCCCGAACCACACCGAACUACAGGGUGAUGGCAAGAGAAUUAUGAUAAUCACUGGACCCAAUAUGGGGGGGAAGAGCUCCUACAUCCGCCAGGUUGCUCUUAUCUGUAUUAUGGCUCAGAUGGGCUCCUAUGUUCCAGCUUCUGAGGCCUGUCUGGGUGUACUAGAUGGCAUUUACACCAGGAUGGGGGCUUCAGACAACAUCUACAAAGGGCGUAGCACAUUCAUGGAAGAGCUGACGGAGGCCUCUGAGAUUAUUUCCAGAGCAACAAAGCGCUCGCUGGUCAUCCUUGACGAAUUGGGGCGGGGUACAAGCACUCAUGAUGGAAUUGCAAUUGCCUACGCCACACUGGAGUACUUCAUCAGAGAUGUAAAAGCACUUACCCUGUUUGUGACCCAUUAUCCUCCUCUGUGUGAAUUGGAGCAGACGUAUCCUGAACAUGUCUCUAACUACCACAUGGCAUUCUUACUCAACGAGCCAGACGUUUGUACUGACACAGACGAUGGAGAGGUUCAGCCAGAGUUCAUCACCUUUCUUUACCAGCUAACUGAAGGAGCUGCAGGCCGGAGCUACGGCCUCAAUGUCGCCCGUUUGGCCAGCAUUCCAGAUUCCAUACUGCACACUGCUGCCCGCAAAGCCAGAGAGCUGGAGACCAUAGUCAAUGCUAGGAGGAGGUAUAAGAAACUUCUUUUAGAUCUUUGGAGCAUCUCAGACAAGUUGUCCCUCAGAAAGUGGCUGGAAUUAAAUUCCUGACAUCAGCAACACUGACCAUCGCCAUCAGAUCACAUAGGAAUCGGCAAAAAAUUAUGUUCAGCGAAGAAUCUACAUGCAGACGGUUGAUAAUAUGUGGUUUGUGAAAAGAAUUUUAACCAAGUCAGAUUCAGCUUUCUAUCAUUAUCUGUACUGUAGUCAUGAUGGCGACUUCAGUGAAUAUAAACGCAUAAUGUUUUACCUGCCAUCUGUGUCCGGACAUUGAAUAAAGAAAAAUUUCA
This is a messenger RNA of Menidia menidia (Atlantic silverside), 3785 nucleotides long. The record is from the annotation of a GenBank genome assembly. NCBI's taxonomy places the organism in Eukaryota, Metazoa, Chordata, Actinopteri, Atheriniformes, Atherinopsidae.